AUGCCCACCCUCAUCAUGAUCCUUCCCUGUCCCCUCAGGAUCCCUCUGCAAAAAGGGAAGUCACUGAGGAGGGCCCUGAAGGAGCGUGGGCUGCUGGAGGACUUGCUGAGGAAACACCGGCAUGCAAUUGGCAGGAAGUAUUAAUUUGGGGAGGCGGCCAGCGAGCCUGUGACCAACUACCUAGACAGUCAGUACUUUGGCAAGAUCUACAUUGGGACCCCACCCCAGGAGUUCACCACGGUCUUUGACACAGGUUCCUCAGACCUCUGGGUUCCCUCUGUCUACCGCAACAGUGAUGCCUGCCGUGAAAACCGCCAUCUCUUUGGCCUAUCGAAGUCCUCCACCUUCCAGAACCUGGGCCAGUCCCUGUCCAUUCAGUAUGGCACAGGCAGCAUGCAGGGCUUUCUGGGCUAUGACACUGUCACCGUCUCCAGUGUUGUGGACCCCCGCCAGACUGUGGGCCUGAGCACCCAGGAAUCUGGCAACAUCUUUGCCUACUCUGAGUUUGACGGGAUCCUAGGGCUGGCCUAUCUGUUUCUUGCCUCUGAGUACUUGGUGCCCAUGUUUGACAACAUGAUGCACAGGCACCUGGUGGCACAGGACCUGUUCUCGGUUUACCUGAGCAGCAUCGCCAUCGCCAGCAUGGUGGUGGCCUGUGAUGGCAGCUGUCAGCCUGUCCUGGAAUCGGGCACCAUCCAGCUGAUCGAUGUCCUCGACAUCCAGCAGGCCAUGGGGGCCACACAAGGCCAGUGUGGCCAGCUUGACGUUGACUGCGGGAGCCUGAGCAGCAUGCCCACGGUGGUCACUGGGAUCCAUGGCAGGCAGUACCCAUUGCCUCCCUCUGCUUAUACGAGCCAGGACCAGGGUUCCUGCUUCUGUGGUUUCCAGGGUGACGAUAAUUCCCAGCAGUGGGUCCUGGGGAAUGUGUUCAUCCAGGAGUAUUACAGCACCUUUGACAGGGCUGACAAGCAUGUGGGGUUGGCCAAGAUGAAUGGACUGAUGGACAGGCUGGUGCAGAAGGUGCUGCGUGGAUACUUUGAUCUCUGGCGGCAGCCUGGCUGUGGAUCUGGACUGGGUUUCAAGGAUUUCUUUGGCCCCAAGAGGGAGAGGAAGAGCAUUCUACAGCCCACGGAGUGCUUCCUGGUGAAGGCCAGUAGGCACCUGUGCAUGUGUUUCCUGAGCCUCUUUCUCUCCUUUGACCACUUAGACCUCUGUGUCUUCCUCCCUGACCUCCAGAGGGGCCACCUGGACCUCACUAGCCUCCAGCAAGCUGUGAAGGCUCCCCCGGAUGAUAAGAAAUGA
Galeopterus variegatus (Sunda flying lemur) is the source of this 1302-nucleotide messenger RNA. RefSeq names its product chymosin-like. Gene Ontology annotation, biological process: proteolysis. Lineage: Eukaryota; Metazoa; Chordata; Mammalia; Dermoptera; Cynocephalidae. The record is from RefSeq and is a predicted model, not a curated record. Gene Ontology annotation, molecular function: aspartic-type endopeptidase activity.